AUUUGAUUACAUUAAUUAAUCUGGGCUUAAAAGAAUAAGGUGAAAAAUGACAAAUUACUCCUCAGAUUCAGAUGACUAUACACCUACAUCUAAGAGAUUUUUUGGACCUGAAAGGCCAUUUCAUGCCAUUCUUGGAGGAGGAAAAGCUGCAGACAUACUGUUAUGGAGAAACCCAAAAUUAUCAGCUGCAAUUGUAAUGGGAUGCACAGCCAUUUGGUCCUUAUUCCAAGUUGGGGAAUACAAUUUUGUCACACUUAUCUCUCAUAUUUCAAUAACUACUAUGCUCAUUUUAUUCUUAUGGUCUUCUGGAGCUGCCCUCAUUCACCGGAAUCCACCUGAUCUUACAGAAUCAAUCACAAUCUCAGAAUCCACAGUUCAUUGGCUGUUUGCAGAAAUCAAUAAACUGUUGUUCAAGUUCUAUCACAUUUCAUCAGGGAAAGAUUUGAAGACAUUCUUCCUGGCAAUAGCUUUCCUGUGGAUACUGUCAGUGAUUGGAAACUACUUUACCUCACUCAACAUGUUAUACAUUGGAUUUGUUGGGUUGAUGAGUAUACCGGCCUUAUACGAACGGUAUGAGGAGGAGGUGAAUUACCUUGCCAACAAAUGGAACCGUGAUGUUAAGAGAUUGUACAGAAAAAUCGAAAAUAAUUUCCUUAACAAGAUUCCAAGAGGCUAAACUAAGCAAAACAAGAAAUUCUGAGUGAUAAUACUCAGGUCGAUCGAGUGUUUAUAAUAUCAAUAGCUCACUAGGAGUGGUAUCAUUUGAAUAACGUAUUGGUUGUCAACUAUUCGCGUAAAUUUUAAUUUUUUAUUUCAACCUUUAAUAAAUGGAAAAUGUUGAUUACAGUGAUUGGAAAAUUUUAGUUCGUGUUGCUUUCUUGUGGACUCUGUUUCUUGUACUUUUUCUUCUUAGCUAGCCUUGUCGGUUGUGUAGGGAAUUACUUGUUAUUCCUUUGUUUUCCUUGUUUAUAAUCAGUUGGUUAUCCGAACUCUGUACAUUUCGG
This is a messenger RNA of Striga asiatica, 1004 nucleotides long. The record is from the annotation of a GenBank genome assembly. Lineage: Eukaryota; Viridiplantae; Streptophyta; Magnoliopsida; Lamiales; Orobanchaceae.